Molecule: messenger RNA, 1414 nt
Organism: Aphanomyces astaci
Lineage: Eukaryota; Oomycota; Saprolegniomycetes; Saprolegniales; Verrucalvaceae
Exons: 4
Coding region: 21-1298 (425 amino acids)
Biological process (GO): carbohydrate metabolic process
Molecular function (GO): hydrolase activity, hydrolyzing O-glycosyl compounds
Source: RefSeq, a predicted model, not a curated record
UUGGUGAACCUGUACAUGAAAUGCGACUUUGGACGACGCUGGUAGUUGUGGCUGCGCUGUCAACGUCGUCAGCUUGGGCCUCUCAGAGAGCCCACCGUGGGCAUGUCGACCCAUCAACCAUCAUGACGGCGACCAACGCCCGCAACACGAUGGGGUGGUGGUCCACCACGUUUGGAUGCGCCGAUGACUGCAACGUCUCCAACACAUGCGCGAGCGACGUGCUGUACCGGUCUGUUGUGGACAAUCUUGUCUCGGGUGGGUACGUCCAAGCAGGGUACACUUGGCUAUACGUCGAGGACUGCUGGGCGCAACGCUCCCGCGACACAUUUGGCCGGCUUGUGCCAGAUCCCCACCUCUUUCCCGACGGGAUAGUCGGUCUCACCGCGUACGCACAUGCCCAUGGCAUGCAAGUGGCCGUGUCCGUCGACCUCGGCAGCCAAACUUGCGCAGGGCUUCCUGGUUCUUUGGGCCAUUAUGACUUGGACAUUCUAACGUUAGCCGGUUGGAGCGUCGAUCGCAUCCUCGUGACCACUUGCUCAGUGGCGCCCACAUCAAACACCGACACGUCAUUGUCGUUGUACGCUCUCCUGUCUGCGUUCACAUCCCUAGCAUGGUCAACCGCCCAUUUGGCUUCGCAUUGCGUACUUCCCAACGCCACCAACAGGACCCUCCUCCAUGCCAUCUCGCGCCAUUGCCAGCAUAUUCAGCUCGACCCGCGCAUCCAAGACGACUACACCGACGUCCAACGACACGUUGUGACGGCGCUGCAUGAGCUCGACACCCAGCCGUUCUUUAACACGUCGUAUGGCCCGGUCGUGGCUGGCGGGUUUGGCCUCACGGCUGGCCAGGCCCGGGUUCAACUAUCAGCGUGGCUAUUGCUGCAGUUCCCACUACUCCUGGCAGCCGACGUGCGCUCUCUACCGCUGGAAGCUCACGAUUUGCUCGUGCAUCCAACGUUUUUACACGUGUACAAGGCGAUUAGCCAAUCGAAUGCAUCAGCCAGUACCCGAAACCCCACGCGAUGGACCGGGAGCCAGGUGCCCCGUGGGGUGGAUGUGUGGCUAUGGCGGCUUGAAAAUGCCGUCGUGCUGAGUGCGUCUCGUGUGAACAACCACCAAAGUCCUUAUGUACCUGUGUCCUUUGACCUGUCCUGGCCUGAUCUCGGCUUUAAAUCGUCGGCAGUGUGCACCGUCACAAAUGUGUGGGCGUCCGCUGCGCCGACGCAUCAGAAGCACCGCGUUACGGUGACAGUGGCGCCGUUCGAUGCCGCGCUCCUAGUCGUCCAGCCUGAAGACUGACAACUCCUAACGAGAUCGAGGCAUCGUAAUAGUAUACUACUAGUACUAGUACUGCGAGGGGUGGUGUCUAGUUACAGUAGGGAUGAUAAUAUAUUGUUGUGUUUUAUGUUCUCAAA